GUUCUUCCAUAAUGAGACGCUUUAUAACCGCGGAGCAGCCUCUCAUAUCAAUCUAGUCGGAGGGACUUGGACCUGGGAACUACGCGUUGAAAAGACCGUCACAUUUAGGCUUACAGAAUAUCACUGUUUUGAGGAUUUAUUACACUUUCCUCAAACCUCUUGGGAAAAAUGCUGCUCCUACUGCUCGGAAUCAUCUUUCUGCACGGCGCAGGUCUAGUGCUCCUAUUCGUGUCGACGAUUGUCAGUGCGUGGACGGUAGGCUACUCUUCCACCGCGGAUUUGUGGACAAACUGUACCACAACCAAUGGCGCGUACAGCUGCGAUACGGCCGAAACCGGAGAGUGGAUCCAGGCGGUCCAGGCCCUCAUGAUCCUGUCCAUCAUCUUCAGCUUCAUCUCGCUCUUCCUCUUCUUCUGCCAGCUCUUCACCCUGCAGAAGGGCGGCCGCUUCUUCCUCACCGGAGUCUUCCAGAUCUUUGCAAGCCUGUUUGUCAUGAGUGGCGCCAUCAUCUACACGGUGAAGAGUCCUGAUUGGGUGCACGCGUCCGAGUCCUACGGCUUCGCCUACAUCCUGGCCUGGGUGGCCUUCCCCUUGGCGCUGAUCAGUGGACUGAUCUACCUCAUCUUAAGAAAACGCGAAUGAGCCCUCCCCCCUCCCCCCGCCCCACUCUAACCCCACCCCCAAAA
Clupea harengus (Atlantic herring) is the source of this 686-nucleotide messenger RNA. It is a transcript of the gene pmp22b, whose product is annotated as peripheral myelin protein 22b. The record is from RefSeq and is a predicted model, not a curated record. Gene Ontology annotation, cellular component: plasma membrane. Lineage: Eukaryota; Metazoa; Chordata; Actinopteri; Clupeiformes; Clupeidae.